AAACAAAUACGUUUUCUAUAUAAAAUGGUCCAACACUGUUAAGUUGAACUCAGAAGUGUGUACAGUAUUGUAGGUAUAAGUGCGUAUUAUUAUUAUAGAAGUUCAUUAUUACUAGUUGGAGAUCGGUUAGGAAACAACCAGCCUAAAAAAUGGGUGUUUUCAAUUUAGUAGCAUUAGCAUUAUUCGCCGUUGGAUCUUUUGCUAACGAAAAUAAUCCAACAAAUGAUGAAAUUUUUUGGGGAGCAAAGAAAUGGGUAGUUUUGGUAGCUGGUUCGGAUGGAUGGAGCAAUUACAGACAUCAGGCUGACAUAUGCCAUGCAUACCAAAUAAUUAGAAGUAACGGAAUACCAGCAGAAAAUAUCAUAACAAUGAUGGUGGAUGACAUUGCUAAUAAUCCCAGAAAUCCUACACCUGGAAAGAUCAUUAACAAGCCAAACGGCACUGACGUUUACGAAGGAGUUGUAAUCGACUACAAAGGAAAAGACGUAAACAAAUCAAAUUUCUUAAAAAUUAUCACUGGUGACAAAAAAGGCAUGGAAUCCAUUGGAUCUGGAAAAGUCGUAAAAGGUGGACGACAUGAUAGGAUUUUCAUUAACUUUGUCGAUCACGGUACCACUGGAAUCUUAGGUUUCCCAGAUGAUUAUUUGUAUGCCGAUGAAUUAAACAAUGCAUUUAUUUCUAUGCGUGGAAAUGGAACUUAUAAAAAGAUGUUGUUAUACAUUGAAGCAUGUAGAGCUGGAUCUAUGUUUGAUGGUAUACUUGCCGAAGACACAGACAUUUUGUCAGUAACCGCAUCAGGACCAAGAGAAAGUUCUUAUGGUUGCUACUGCGGAUCCCAAUCUGGUCCAUACAAGACAUGUCUUGGAGAUUUGUUCAGUGUCACAUGGAUGGAAGACUUGGAUAUGCCAACAUCCGGUAGGGAAGCAAGAAGACGGUCCGUUUUCAACGACUUUAGGGAAGUUAGAACUAACGUAACCAAAAGUAAUGUCAUGAUCUAUGGAGAUUUCGAAACCGGUAAAGAAAAACUCUCCUCGUUUAUCGGUUAUCAUGGAAAUGAUGACUCGCAGGCUGUGCGUUCAAACGGAAUCGAUAUAAAAGCUACAGUAUCCAGUCGAGAUGUGCACGAAAGCGAAGUACAAUAUCAAUUGGCGCACGAUAAGUUAUCACUUCCAGAAUCACUCAAAUUAUCAGCGGAAUUACGUCAAAAUAACAAGAUGAGAUCUGUCAUAGACUCUGUGUUCCAAAAUAUUUACUCAGAGGUGGUGAAGAUGAGGCCGGACAUCAAGAGCGAAAUCGGUGACUUGGAAGAACCCAGCUAUCUACAACUGAAUUUGUCCAUGUUCCCAUGUUACAGAAGCAUUUUGAAUCAAAUCACCGAGAGCUGCUUUUCUUUGCCCAAGAAUCCUUACGUAUUGGAUAAGUUAACGAUUUUCGCCAACAUGUGUGUCGUCGACAAUCAAAUUGACCAGUUGGUUCGCAAUAUUGUCUUUAAAUCAUGUUCAAACGUACCAGACAACAUAAUAAACAUACAAUAAAAUGUAAUAUUAUUUUAAAAAGUGAUAAGAAUAAAGUACAACAAUUUAAUAUUGAAGUUUCAACGUUUAAUGACAUUUAAUAAUUAAUAAAAUAUUAAAAUUUAAUAAUUAAUAUCUA
Messenger RNA from Aphis gossypii (cotton aphid), 1653 nucleotides. Its product is annotated as legumain-like. Bases 150 to 1535 code for a protein of 461 amino acids. The transcript is spliced from 12 exons. The record is from RefSeq and is a predicted model, not a curated record. Gene Ontology annotation, biological process: vacuolar protein processing. Lineage: Eukaryota; Metazoa; Arthropoda; Insecta; Hemiptera; Aphididae. Gene Ontology annotation, molecular function: cysteine-type endopeptidase activity.